Molecule: messenger RNA, 13981 nt
Organism: Caenorhabditis auriculariae
Lineage: Eukaryota; Metazoa; Nematoda; Chromadorea; Rhabditida; Rhabditidae
Source: the annotation of a GenBank genome assembly
AUGGGCGAUUUGGACUAUUCCAACGAUGUUUCUCUCGAGGCCGCUGAUGGAAUUGGUCUGAAACGGGGGAAUUAUAAUAUUUAUGAGAAUUUCUUGUAGAUAUAAGCGUUGGCUCGCUGGAGAACAAAAAAUCGAGCGAUGACGACUUAGAUUUGGACUACGAGGACGGGAUUUUCGACGACGAAAAUGAGGUAAAAUUGGGUUUUAAAUUGAAAUGAAGAUGUUUUUUUAGAAGUCGGAUGAAGGAGAAAUCAGCGAGGAAGAUGAAGAUGACGAUAAAGAAACGAAGCAAGAAAAUGACGAGGAGAAAGAGGAAGGAGAGCUGGAGGACGGAGAGUUGGAAGACAGCGACGAGGGCGAGGUCAGAAAUCCCAGUGUGAAAUGUUAUUUUUUUCAGGAUUUGUUGAUCUUAACGGUCAUUUAAAAAUUUACUAUAGAGUUUUUAAAAAUGUUUGAUAUAUUAAGUUGAAAUUGAAACAAGAAACAAAAAUGAAACUGUGAAAUAUUUUUUUUUAAGAUUUUCUUAAAAAUAAUUUUUAGAAUGUUUUUUUCUUCCAGGGGCGGAAAAAAAGUACAUAUAAAAAGAAAGGAAUUCAUGAAAAAAUUUGCCCGAAUUAAUAGAAAAUUUUUUAGAUUUUAGAUACGGAUUCCGGCUCCUUUUUGAGUGAAAGAACCUUUUGGAAGUGUCUUUUUUUGAUUUUUUUAUAAUACUUCUUAGUACCCUUGCUCACUUUUUAAACCGGUUUCAAACAUCUCUUUUUGCAAGUUUCUGAAGAACCAUAUUUAAAUAAAAAAUGGGAGUGCUUGAGUUAUUGAUUUUUAACUUUAGCGUAACGAUGAAAGUGGGAAAAAAAGCAUAAUUUUUUUCAGCUUAUAUGACCAAAAAAAGCAAAAAAAUGAGUGGAAACACCUCCCGCCUGUUUAAAAAAAUUAUAAACCGAGGAAAUAGAGUUGAAACGAACGAAAAAAAGAGAAGGAACAAUGAAAAAUUAAGGACAAAAAUUAGAAGAGAGAAAUAUUUUUUUCUGUAUGUGAUCCAUAUUUGAUCUCAUUUCGAGGUCAAAAGUUCCAUAUAAAAACUUUUUCAUGCAAAUUGCGUUUUUUAACAAAAAGUAAGUUUUCUGGUUAUAUUUUAGUUCAAAGUGAGAUUUUUUAUGAUGUUCAUACUUUAAAUUUAAUUCUAUAGAAUGGCUCAAACAAUGCAUAAUUCGUUUUCGAUUUAUUUUUUUUCUUUGCCUUCGAUUCUCAUAUUAAAAAAAUUCUUUAUAAAUUUCAAAAAUUUUGGGAAUUGAUUUUAGUGGAAUUGGUAACGUAAGUAAUGUAAAUUCGCAAUUAUAGACCAUUCCGCGCCAGCUUGUCACGUUUUCCUUUCCGCCAAAAGACCAGGCCAAAUUCAACCAACUUUCCCUUCAAGACCUUUGUUUCUUGCCGUUAUAAAAGCAGAAAUUUGAUCUAAUUUGGUAUACGGUCUUUUUGGCGGAAAGAAAAACGUGACAAGCUGGCGCGGAAUAGGCUAUAUGGAAAUAUUAUUCGAAAAUUUCUCUCUUCAUUUCGAUUUCAAAGCGGCCUUGCCUUCAUUCCUCAUAUUCAAAACGAUAUAUAUUUUUUUUCUUGUUCCCGAUUCAAAGUAUUUCAGGCCAGCGACUCCUCGUUGCCCCCAAAAAGGGACAAAAUUCGAAGUCCAGCCAGAGAAAGAGAAAGAGUCACCGCGCCAGAUUCGGAUCGAAUGCCUCCCAGAAGAAAGCCAAUUGAGGUGGGAAGAAGAAAAAUAGUUCAUAUAGACUAUUCCUGAUUCACAUUUCUCAUAAAAAUCAGUUUUUUCAUUGUUUUAUACUUCCACUCAUGCAUAAAAAAUUGAAUUUUUCCUGAUUUCUAAAUUCAAAUUUUCCUUGAAAAUCAGCUUUUCAUUGUUUCCUAGUUCUUGAUUCUCAUAAAAAAAUUACUGUUUUUCGUGGUUCAAAUUUUUUUCUUAAAAACAGAUUUCCUAUAACUUUGUAGUUUAAAUUUUUCCAUAAAAAAAUCAACUUUUUAUAACCUUCUUAUUCAAAUUUUUUUAUAAAAAAAUCAACUCUUUUUAAAAGUUUCAUAGUUCGAACUUAAUAUGAAAAAUCAGUUUUUUUGUGAUUACGUAGUUCAAAUUUUUCAUAAAAAAAUCGACUUUUUUUCACAAUUUUUGUAGUUCAACAUUUCCUUAAAAAAAUCUUUCCAUAGUUUCCUAGUUCAAAUUUCCCCAAUAAUCAGUUUUUUUGUGGUUUCGCAAACUAAAUUUUUUUCAUAAAAAAAUCAAUUUUUUUAUAACUUUCAUAGUACAAAUUUUUUUCAUUAAAGUCGAUUUUUUUUCCACAGUUUUAUAGUUCAAAUUUCAUGAAGAUCAAUUUUUUUCGUGGCCUCUCCCUAGCUUGAAUUUUUUUCAGAAAAAGUCAGUUUUUUUCGUGGUUUCAAAAUUCAAAAAUUUUUCAUAAAAAAAUCAAUUUUUUUAUUACUUUUUCUUGUUCAAAUUUUCUAUAAAAUUCGAGUUUUUUUAUAAUUUCGUAGUUCUUACUUUCCAUAAAAAAAUCCUCGUUUCCAUAUUCCAAUUUCAACUUUCCCAUUAAAAAUCAACCUUUUUUUAUUUUUUUAUUCUCAUUUUUCAAAGUUCAAAAAAACUUUCUAGAAGUGUAUCAAUAGGCUUCACAGAAAAAAAGAAAAAAAUUUUUUUAUCGCUUUUUAUUUGAAAAAAAGCUUAAUCUUCCUAAUUAGGAAUUUAGAACGAAAAAAAUUUGAUUCUUUCAGUGCCGAUUGUCGAGACCAACGGAUGAAGUUCGACUGCCGCCAAUUCGUCAUCGUUUCGUUCCCUCUGUUGCUGGUGAGAAAAAUAAAUGACACCACUGUUUCGAUAAUGAUUCAAAAAGAUCUUCAUAAGCUUUUAAAAUGAUAACAAAGGGAAUAUUUUCACAUGUGUUUGAAAAACUCCUCCACGCCACAAUUUUGCUCCAUGGAACACUUGAAAUUUCAAAAAAAAAAAAUUUCUUUUCAUUACAAGAUAUUUUUGAAAUGAUAUCAGUGAGAAUAAUGGAAUUUCCAGCAACCUGGGUCACAUAAGUUUCAACAGUAAUUCAUAAAGACUUUCAAAAAUGUUCAAAGCAAUAGGAGAAUCCAUAUUUAUCGGAUAAAAAGAUAUUUUUUUAGAAGAUCCCGAGGAUAAUGGUGUAUUUUUCGAGCGUCUUAAAAUACAUCACUGUUUCAAUGAAUCCGAAAAAUUGUUAUAAAGCUUUGAAGCUGUUGUGUAGUUUUUUUUAAAGAUUUUUCAGAGAUAAUAUUUGUGACAACUUUCAAUUUCAACAUUUCAAAACUACAUCACGGCUUUUAAGAUUCUUCCAAGAGGAUAUUUAGAGGAUAAAAUUUCAAAUUCCAUCUCAAAGUUCAUCACUGUUUCAAUAAUUUAACAAAACUCUCAUAAACCUUUAAAGAUGAUAGGUUUUUGGAAAUGAAAGUUGUUUUGAGAGGAUCAGGGAUGAAAGUUGAAUUUCAGCGUCUUAAUAAAAAUCAAAAAAAUAACUUACAAAAAAACUUUUGCAAGACAAUAUUCAGCGAUUUCAAGACAUUUCUAGUUCAGUAGCUUGAUUUUAAGCAUUCUGAAUCACAUAAGUUUCAACAGUAAUUCAUAAAGACGUUCAUAAAUCUUCAAAGCAAUAGGAGAAUCCAUAUUUAUCGAAUGAAAGAUAUUUUUUUAGAAGAAAUCGGUGAUAAUUUAUAUUUUCAGCGUCCUAAAUUACAUCACUGUUUCAAUAAUAAACCAAAAAAAUUUUCAAAAAAAUUUGUAGCGGUUAGAAAGAUUCCUCGGACAUCAGUAAAGCUCCGGACGUUUCUGAGCCCUUCUAGUGAUCACUUAAGAGCGCUGAGGCUACUAAACUAGUCACUAGAAAUGCUCCGACACGUCCCGUUCGCGUUACCAAGGUCCGAGUCUUCAAAUGCAAUUUUUUUUUUGAAAAGAUAUCUAGGAUAUUGAUGGGAUUUUAAGCGUCAUGAAACACAUCAUUGUUUCAAUAAUUUAAAAAAAUGAUACAAAAACGUUCUAAUUGGUUGAAUAAUUGAUUUUUGAAGGUUUCUGUAUCAUAUGAAGAUUUUUUGAUAGGAUAUCGGGGAUAAAAGUUCAAUUACCAGCAUUUUAAGAUCACUCACAGUUUCAAGAAUAUUCCAAGAAAGUUUUCAUAAACCUAUAAAUCGGUUGAAGACUUUAAUUUAUGGAAAUGGUUCAUCAUUUGAGGUUUGGAGAUAUUUUUGAAAUGAUAUCGGUGAGAAUAAUGGAAUUUCCAGCAACCUGGGUCACAUAAGUUUCAACAGUAAUUCAAAAAGACUUUCAAAAAUGUUCAAAAACAAUAGGAGAAUCCAUAUUUAUCGGAUAAAAGAUAUUUUUUAGAAGAUCCCGAGGAAAAUUGUGUAAUUUUGAGCGUCUUAAAAUACAUCACUGUUUCAAUGAUUCAACAAAAAUUAUAUGAAGCUUCGAAGCUGUUACGUCUUUUUCAUGUUGAAAAUGUUUCUGAGAGAAUUUUUUUCUGAUAAAUUUCAAUUUUAACAUUAGAAAACUACAUCACUGCUUUCAAGAGGGCUUUUAGAGGAUAAAAUUUCAAAUUCCAGCGUCUUAAAAUUCAUCGCUGUUUCAAUAAUUCAAGAAAACUCUCAUAAACCUUUGAAGAUGAUAGGUUUUUGGAAAUGAAGGUUGUUUUGAGAGGAUAUCAGGAAUGAAAGUUGAAUUUCAGCAUCUUAAUAAAAAAAAAAAAAAAAUAACUUACAAAAAAACUUUGCAAGACAAUAUUCAGCGAUUUCAAGAUAUUUUUAGUUUUUAGCAAUAGCUUGAUUUUCAGCAUCCUAAAUCACAUAAGUUUCAAUGAUAAUUUAAAAAGACUUCGAAAAAAGUUCAAAGCAAUAGGAGAAUCCAUAUUUAUCGAAUAAAAUAUAUUUUUGAGAAGAUUCCGAAGAUAAUUUUGAGCGUCUGAUUUCCGCAUCUUAAAGUUCAUCACCGUUUCAAAAAAAAUUCAAGAAAGUUUUCAUGAACCUCUAAAUCGGUUGAAGACUUGAAUUUAUGGAAAUGGUUCAUCAUUUGAGAUUUGGAGAUGUUUUUGAAAUGAUAUCAGUGAGAAUAGUGGAAUUUCCAGCGUCCUGAAUCACAUAUGUUUCAAUGAUAGUUUAAAAAGACUUCGAAAAAAGUUGAAAGCAAUAGGAGAAUCCAUAUUUAUCGGAUAAAAGAUAUUUUCCAGAAGAUUCUGAGGAUAAUUGUGUAACUUUGAGCGUAUUAAAAUACAUCACUGUUUCAAUGAAUCAACAGAAAUUAUAUAAAGCUUCGAAGCUGUUGUGUAUUUUUCGAUUUAAAAAAAUAUUUUUGGAGAGAAUUUUUCGUGACAACUUUAAUUUUUUUAACAUUUUUUUAAAACUAUAUCCCUGUUUCAAUAAUAUUCCAUAUAGUUUCAAAGCUGUCCAAAGUAAUAAGAUAUUGGCAACACAGCUCGAUUUGCAGCUUCUUCGACGCCGCCGAGCUCCGAAUCGGCCUGGGAGAAGAGUAUGCGCGAGGCGCACGAAAUCAUGAAAAAAGCCAAGGAAAAGCGACAGAAAGACCCGGAUUUCGAGCAGAAACGACUUCUCGCCGUCCCUUCCGGGGAACGGGAACGAGGCAGACGGAUGGUGGAUUCGAGUGACGAGGGGUCCAGGGAAAAGUCCGUUUUUGGAUCCAGAAAAUGAGCCCUUUUUAGGGAAAAAUGAAUGAAAAGACGGAAAAUAAAUCAUAAAAAUAAGACUUUUUUAAAGAGCGCAUUUUCUAGGAAACAGCUCGUUUUUUUGGCCUUAGAAAAUGAGCCCUUUUUGGGAAAAAUCGACAAAAAAACAGAAAAUGAAACCCGAAAAAUAAGGUUUUUGAGCGGAUUUUCUAGGGAAAAGCUAGUUUUUGACCUUAAAAAGUGAGUCUUUUUCUGGGGAAAAAAAUCAACAGAAAUAAGAUUUUUUUGAGCGGAUUUUUCUAGGAAACAGCUCGUUUUUUUGGCCAUAGAAAAAGCCAGACUUUUUGAGUUUAGAAGAAAAAAACUAAAAAAAGUAAAAAUCUUUUUGGGCGCAGGUGCUGAAUUUUGAAACAGUUUUUUUUGAAUUUUUGAGCUAAAUUUUUUUAACAAAAAGUUUUUUGGCAGUACCAAUAGGGUUAUUAUUGAAAAAAAGACAAUUAUGGAAAAAUUUAUAAAAAUUUUUUUAUAAAUAAAAUUUUAAAAACUCUCAAAAAAAGGCCUUUUUUUGUGUUUUUCGGACUUCGAACAAUAUAAAUUUGAAAAAUCUUUUUGAAAUGGUUUGGAAAGAUCUUAAGGUACACCUAGAAGCCAAGUUUUAUGAAAAAGUUCAACGGCGGGCUGAAAAAGUUCCCUUUCUAGUUUCAUUUGAAGAGAAAAUUCGAAAAAUUGUCCAGAGUUUGAAAAUUUUUUUACAUUUUUCCUUUCCGAAUUUUUUUUUCCUAUCUAUCAGAUGCAUUUGCGGACGGUUUCCAAAUUUUUGAAGUUUUUUUUUUCAUUAGAUUCGAUAUCAAUUUUACGGCUUUAUCCUUCUGCCAUGUAAAAAACUGGGACCUUUUUUCAAAUUUUUGAAAAAAAAAUAAUGAGUUUUUAUGAAAAAUCACAAAAAAAUUCGCUUCUUCAGACGCCGAAGCCGAUCGAUUUCGCCGAGGGAAGAAAAAGCGAGGAAAUCGAUUCCUUCUUUGCUCGAUUUGCGAACUUCGCCGCCGCCUCCCCGGCCUUAUAAACGUAUUUUGAGACCUUUUUUUGAAUAAAACAGUGAUAAUUCUUUAGCGGUGGCCGAUUUGGGCCCUCAGUGUCGUUAUCCGAUGGGAAGACAAAAUGCGGGAAGAAGGGAACCUCCGAUUCGUGCGAAUGAUCGCCCCAGGGAACGAGAAAGGUUCAUUUUUAGUCAAAAAAGUGUAUUUUUUGAAGUUUUUGGCUCGGAAAGGGUAGGAAAAGCUGAAAAAUAACUGAACUGAAAAACCGACAGAAAAGCUGGGAAAUAAACCAAAAUAAUUGAUUUUCAUAAUAUUUGAUUGGUUUUUUGGGCGAAAAUUAUUUGAAAAAGCAUAGACAAACUCAUUUUUUUCUCACAUUUUGUCGAUUUUUCAUAUAAGUUUUGAGCUUGAAAAAUCGCCAAAAAAAUUUGUAAAAUAAGCUGGAAUAACUGAUUUUAUCACAUUUCAUCAAUUUCAAAGUUAUUUUUUUAGCCUGAAGAACUGACAGAAAAAGCUGAAAAAAAUGAGCCAAAAAUAACUAAUUUUCGUCAGAUUAGGGUCAUUUAAAAAUUAUUUUUGCCCCAAAAAUUAUUGGGAAAGCUGAAAAAAAUAAGCUAAAAAUAAUUAAAUUUCAUCACAUUUGAUUGAUUUCAAAAAUCAUUUUGAGACCGAAAAAUUUGGUAGAAAAAGCUAAAAAAAUGAGCAAAUAUAACUCAUUUCCGUCACAAUUGGUUGAUUAGAAAAAGUUUUCGGCCCGAAAAUUGCCAGGAAAAUCGUUAGAAAAUGGGCAAAAUGAGCCGAGAUGACAUUUUCUUCAGAUUCGCUUGAUUAAAAAAAAAAAUUUCAGCCUGAAAAUCGCCUAAAACCCGAAAAAUUGGCGAAAAGCUGAAAAAUGAGCGAAAAUAACUCAUUUUCAUCACAUUUUUUUAAUUAGAAAAAUGUUUGGCCCGAAAAAAAUGGUUAUACUAACAAAAAUGAGCCGAGAUGAAAUUUACGUCAUAUUCGGUUGAUUAAGAAACAAUUUUUGGCCUAAAAAUGGUUGGGAAAGCUGAAAAAUGAGCAAAAAAAAUAAUUUUCGUUACAUUUGGUUGAUUAAAAUGAGUUUUGGCCCGAAAAACGGUUAUAUAGGUCAUUCCGCGCCAGCUUGUCACGAUUUCCAGUUUAUUUGGAGCUAGAGUAGCCUUUUCGGCGCUUCGCUUCGAUGCUCUCGGUGUGCCCCCUUGCGUGCGCCUUUAAUAAAAAAAUCAUUAUUUCCGAAUUUUAGAAUUUUUCUUAUUUUACAAAAAAACAGUUGUAACAUUAAAUUUUAUAUUAAACUAACCCAAAGAUAAUAUGCAAAAAAGCUCGAACAGUCGGUUUCAUUAAUAAAAAAAUCAAAAAUUAUUAAAUUAAUCUUUUUUUGAUUUUUCUUUUUUUACAAAUCCAGCACAGAAUCUGAGUGUGUAUAGUUGAAGCGAAAAAUGAAAUCAAUCCAUUGAAAAAACCUCGUAAAUUAAUAAAAGAGAUAGCGGAAAUUGAAGCAAUAUCUUGAUCAGAAAUAAUGUUUUAUUAAAGGCGCACGCAGGGGGGAACACCGAGAGCAUCGAAGCGAAGCCCAGAAAGGGGUUCUGUAGCUCCGAGGAAAAUUAAAAUCGUGACAAGCUGGCGCGGAAUGACCUAUAUAAGCUUUUGGCCCAAAAUGGUUGAAAAAGAUGAAAAAUGAGGCAAAAUAAUUUAUUUUCAUCAUGUUUUUCGGAUUUCAAAGUUGUUUUCAGCCUGAAAAAUUGUCAAAAAAGCUGACAAAUGAGCAAAAAAACUCAUUUUCAUCCCAUUUGGCUAAUUGAAAAAAAUUUUGGCCAGAAAAAAAUGGUUAUAUAAGCUGAAAAGGCCGUAAUACCAUUUUAUACAGAUUAGGUUGAUUGAAAAAUCAUUUUUGGCCCAAAAAUGAUCGGGAAAGCUGAAAAAUGAGCCAAAAAAGUUUAUUUUCUUCAUAUUUGACUCAAAAAAUGCGAAAAAUUGCUUGGAAAUUCAGUUGAUCAUUGAUUUUUUUAAGAGAAAGAGAUCGCGGAACGAAUAAUCGACGAUCAUCGCCGUCGCAGUCGCGAAGCUCCAGAACUUGGACGCCGCCUCCCAAAUCCAUGAGGUCCCUUUUUUUGCCUCACAAAUGUGUUUCAGCUGGUUUAUAAAAACAAAAAUAGACGAUGAUGGUGAUUCGAGCACGUGACGUUUUCAAAAAAAAAAUGUAUUUGCAUUUCUUAGGAACGUUUGAGUGGUCCCUAGAGGGUUUAGGGGAAAAAGAGUGUCUACAGGGGACGAAAUAGUGCUCCCUAGAGGGGUAGGUUUUAGGUGGUCCCUAUGGGAUUUUAGGUUCUGACUAAUAAGCUGUUAACUCUUAAGGGGUCCCUAUGGUGUUAUAGUAUCUGACUACUAGGUCCCUAAAGCUUGAGUGGUCCCUAGAGGGGUCUUUCAAACUCUGAUUCUAGUAUGAAAGACGUAUAAGGAUUAUUAGCCAACUACCCUAAAGUUGACACUUUUGCCAGCUUUAGAGCCUUCUAUAGAUGGAGUUAAAGUGGACCCUAUAGGGGUUAGUGGAAAAAACAGUCCCUAUAGGGGACAAAAGUGAGGUCCCUAAAGUGGUAAAGUCUAGGUGGUCCCUAUAGGGACUUGAAAUCUGUAUAUUAUGUCCCUAAAGAUUGAGGGGUCACUAUGGGGGACUUUUGAUUUUUUUUUUCUCUUGUGUUGAUCUCUAAAAGGACGUGUAGAGAUUCCUAGCCAAUUCCCCUAAAGUGGACACUUCUGCAAGCUUUAGCUUUACCUCCACCCCUUCUAUAGGGGGAGGUGAAGUCGGCCCUAGAGGGAGCCUACAAUGACCCUUGGGACUGUCCCUCUAGGGACCCCUCUGUAGUUCUAAAAAUCCGAAUGAGAAUCACGAAAAAUGCCGUAGUUUUCUUACGAAUCUGACUACUACAAAAAUAGGACUAAUAUUUUAUAUAUUAUUUUUGCUGCAGUAGUCUCAUUGCCGACGCCUCGCCAAUCAGCAGCGACUCGGAAGACGACGACUCCGGCUCGUCGUCGACGUCAUCGCGAACGCCGCCGACCAAAAACGCGGCGCCCGCCUCGCCCGUCAUCGAAGACAUCUCCUCUGACGACGACGAUAUCGCGUCGCCGAAAAGGAACGACAGAAGAGUCUGUCUUUCUUCCAAAUCGAAGAAAAAAAAAGAGUUUCAGGCCCGAAAUUCGCCCCAAAUGUGGCCCAAGGACAAGAGACGGAGCGAUAACAGGAAGUAGGUUUUUUUGGAGGGAAAAAAUGUAUUUUUUCGGUUUCAGAAGGGUGAUUUUUUGAAUAAUUUGUAUGAACUUUUCUAUGUGUCAGAAGGUUUUCGGGGUUCAAAACUUUCCAAAAAAUAUUUUUUUUUGCUCAAUUUUCCUGGAAGAUAUUGUUUUUAGUUUUAUGCAUCAUCUAGAAAAGAAGCUUAAUUUUUAUUGUUAGUAGAAAUCUGUAAAUUUUAGCUUUUUGUUGGGAAUAUCGUAGUAAAAACUGUUCAAAAAUCAUUUUUUGGAUCGUGUAGAAGUUUUUUUUAAUUUUCUAUUUCUAUAUUCUUAGAUUUCACGGUUUUAGAGUUGAAAUAUGUAAAAUAAGCCCGAAAUCUGUCAAAAAUAAGGUGGGUUCUUGAAAAUAGGUGAAAAAACAGAUUAUUGAAAAGAAAAAUUAGCAGAAAAAGUGUAUUGAAAUAUCUCGAUUUUUUCUCAAUUUUGAAUUUUCUGACCUUUUCUCGAUUCAAAGUCAUAAAUGUCAUAUUUGAGGUUAACUUUAAGUUUUCAGAACCCCAUCCGUUUCGAGUGAAUCCAAAUCGCCGCCGCGUCGUCGCAACUCGGACCGCGUCAAAAACGAGAGAUCGCCCCCGCGUGGCGACAUCGCCAACUACCGAAUCCCCAAGAGAAACCCGCCGCCCGUUCAGCGAGAUCGCGAACGCGACCGGGCGAGAGGCCGCGAUCGCGGACGCGACAGAGAACGCGACCGAGUCGCGCCGGCCAAGCAGAGCUUCUCCGCAAAAGUCAAGGCGGCGUCGCGGUCCAACAACGGCGAGACGCUGCCCCUGUUCCUCUCCGAAGCCAAUCGACAGCUCCCGGAACGGUCCAGGAAUGACCGGAGACCCGUGGAAAGACGCAGAACGCCUCCGAUGAAGGAGAGGACUCGAGGCGGUCCCGAGAGAGACCGCAGGAAUGACAGAGACGUCAGGUCGCGAGAGAAGGUCGGUCUUGUCUUUGUGGAGUCUUAAGUAGAGGCAGCAAGUCUUUAGAAGUUGUUGUAUACUCCGUAAAUUUUCUGUUUCUCUGCGUCUCUCUGUUCCCUCGUGAUCAAAAACAGGAAAAUAGCACGGAAACAUGAGAGAGCGCAGAGAAAUCCAAAAAAAAAUGAUUGAAGUUUAGACCAUUGCUCUUGAAUUUCCACUUAUUUUCUAUCUUUAUGAACGCCAGAGUGGUCCCUUAAGAGCCCCCUCUAGAGACCACUUACCUAGCCCUAUAGGGGGCGCUUCAGGGGUGUUAUAGUGGCUACUUUAGGGGUGCAUGUUGGUCUCUAUUAUAACUUUAAAUUGAAAAAAAAAGUUGAAAUUUCCCUAUAGUGACCACUCAAGGUUAGGGCUUAGGUAGAACUCUAAAUUCAUUCAGGGACCCUCUAGGGAUCACUCUGCAGGAUUUUUUUGGCCAAAGUAAUGAUUUUUCCUGCGACAGGGAAGUUUUAGAAGAUUCCGUUUUUUUUUAAAUUUUCUGUUUUUUUUCCAGUUAGAUAGAUUGAGGGAUAUUAAUCUAAAAUGCCAAGUUUAAGUGAGGUUUUUCUAGAAAUAGAAGCCCCUUGGUACUGCUCGGAAACUUCGGAAACUUUAGAACUUCAAGAAAUCCCAUUCAAAAGAAUAUAUUUUUCCAGGCGCGACCAGUACCCCGCGAGAUAUCCUCUGACAGCGAAGGAGAGUCCAGGAACAAGCGAAGAUCCAAGUCUUCAUCUCAACCAGCUCCUCACGUCGAACGGAUCAGCGACUCCGACAGUGGAGAGCGAAGAGAACGUCGUUUCUCGUCCGUUUCCUCGGUCUCCUCCAGCGACGGCGACUCUUCCGGCUCUUCCUCGGGUUCCUCGGCGAAUUCCUCCCGCUCCAACUCUCCUGGACUCCCCGCCAAGUACCGCAUGACGACCGAACAACAAGCCGUCAGUUCGGACGAAGCCGAGCCGAUCGACGACCGCGUGGAAACGUCCAGCAGCCGGGGAUCUUCUCCCGAACCAGCUCCUGCGUACGUUUUUAUAUGUAGAAAAAAUUAUAGUCAAAGUUUUGAAUGGAAAUAGGGCAAGUAUAGAAAAUAGAAAGAAAAAUUGAGCCCAAAUUUAAAUGUAAGUAGGCUUAGGGCCAUAACUGGGCAAUUACAGGGCUGAAGAAGUUCAGUAGUCGAGUAUAUACUCCCGAACCUGUCUCCUUUGGAAGGAAGUAGGGUUUGGGCCAUACUUGGGCAGUUACAGGGCUUUAUUAGGUCAGUAUUUGUAGAUCUACUCCCGAAAAUGUCCCUCGGUUAGGUUUUAUCAUGAAAUCUGUAGCCUAAUUUUUCGUUUUAUCAUGGAAACUGUAGCCCUGAUUUGAAAGGAAAGUAAUGUUUGGGUCGUACCUGGGCAAUAACAGGGCUCAAUUAGUUCAGUAGUCUUCUCCCGAGAAUGCCCUUGGUUUAGUUUUGUCGUGAAAUCUCUAGCCCAAUAUUUGAACGGAAGUAGAAUUUUUGCCGUGCCUGGGCAAUUAAAGGGCUAACUUAGUUCAGUAGUAGAGGAACUUCUCCCGAAAAUGUCCCUGUGUUCGGUUUUAUCAUAGAGACUGUAGCCCUAAUUUUUGAAUGGAAGUUGGCUUUGGGUUAUACCUGGGCAAUAACAGUGCUCAAUUAGGUCAGUAGUGGAUGAUUUUAUCCCGAAAAUGUCCCUUUGUUCGGUUUUAUCAUGAAAACUGUAGCCCUAAAAAGUAGAAUUUGGGCCAUACUUGGGCAAUAACAGGGCUCAAUUCGGUCACAGUGGAGGAUCUUCUCCCGGAAAUGUCCUCGGUUAGGUUUUAUCAUGGAAUAUGUAGCCCAAAUUUUGAAUGGAAGUAGGCUUUGGGCCAUACACGGGCAAUUAAAGGGCUCAAUUAGUUCAGUGGACCCGGUUUUCUCCCGGAAGCGUCCCUGACUUCGGUUCUGUUCUGGAAAAAAAACUGUGGCCCAAAUUUUGAAGUAGCCUCUGAGCCUUACUUGGGCAAUUACAGGGCUCAAUUAGGUCAGUAGUGGAUGAUUUUAUCCCGAAAAUGUCCCUUUGUUCGGUUUUAUCAUGAAAACUGUAGCCCUAAUGAUGAAUGGAAGUAGGCUUUGGGACAUAUUUGGGCAGUAAAAGGGCUCAAUUAGUUUAGUAGUCGAGAAUUUUUUUUCCGAAUUUGUCCCGGGGUCCGGUUUUAUCAUGAAAUCUCUUGCCUGAGAGGCUUUGGGCCAUAACUGGGCAAUAACAGGGCUCAAUCAUAUCAGUAGUGGAGGAUCAUCUCCCGAACCUGUCCCGGGGCUCGCAGUUUUCGAAUUGAAGUUUUUUUUUUGCAGUUCUCCACAAGCGAUAUCGUCGAGUUCAGAGGACGUCAGCGGCGAGGAAUCGAAAUCUAGAAGGUUCUUGGAAAAAAUACAGGGAAAAAUACGGAGAAAAAUCCAUUUUAGUAACAAUAAAAGGAAGAAAUCUCCAGUAUCGCCUCCGCCCUCGAAACGCCCGCGGGAAUCGUCGGCCCGUCGAGUUUCUCCAGCCCCUCCGCCACCUCCUCCACCUCCGCCGCCCAUGUCACCGCCUUCCGAAUCCAAGGAACCGGCUCCCAAAAAAAGUACGAACUUCAUCAAUUUCAGAGAAAAGUUAACAGUUUUUUGUAGGCUUUUUGAUUGAAAAUUGGAAAAAAGGGCUUUUUUUGAAUUUCCUAGCGAUAAGAUGAUCGUUCUUCUGAGAAGUUUUGGCUCUGAGAAUUUGAAAUUCUAUAAAAUUACAAAAAAAGCCCUCAAAAAAAUGUUUUUUUUAUCAUGAAAAAAAUGAACAAAAAAACCAAUUUUAAUGUUUUUUUGAGCUUGAUUAUCCGUGGAGCGACCUUGCUUUAUUUCCUACCUUUCGAAAAAAUGUAUUUCCCCAAGUAAAUUUCUUACUAAGAGUUUUCAGAAUCAAACCGAAAGCAGCAAAUCUUGGAAAAACUCCGCGAGGUUGACGCUCUCCUCCAGAAGAACCGCAACGCGACCGCGACGCAUUGA